CCAACAAAAACUUCUGUUGACGAGCCCAGUGCUUCCGUCGCCGGCUAACCUCCCGUCGCCCUCAAUCGUCGGAAAACAAGUAAGUUUACUUUUUCCGGUCAGUUUUCCAGUUUUCCGGCAAGUUUUCCAGAUUUCCGGCGAAAAACACGGCGGGCCGAAAAAAAUUGCGGCCGGAGCGACGUCGGGCCGAAAAAAAUUUGCGGCCGGAGCGACGUCGGUCCGAAAGAAUUUUUCGGCCGGACGGCGCACCGGCCGCAAAUGUUUUUCAGCCCGGUGCGCCGCAAAAUUUUUUCGGCCCGACGUCGCUCCGGCCGCAAAUUUUUUUCGGCCGGCCGACGCACCGCCCGCAAAAUUCUUUCGGCCCGGCCAGUUUUUUUAUUUAAUUUAAUAUGAUAAUUAAUUAAUCAAUAAAAAAUUACUUAAUUAGUUAAUAAAAAUUAGCAAUUAGUGUUAAUAUUUAUUUAAGUUGGUGUAUAAAUGUUUUUUUUUGUAAUAGGCGUUUGAAAGUUUAAUUACUUAGAUUAGUUAAUGGAAUUUUAAUUAAUAAAGAAUUGAUUUAACAAUUAAUGUUAAUAUUCAGUACAUUAGUUAAUAGAAAUUUAAUUAAUUUGUGAUUAAUUAACAAUUAAGGUUAAUAGUACAUUAGUUAAUAGAAAUUUAAUUAAUUUGUGAUUAAUUAACAAUUAAUGUUAAUAGUACAUUAGUUAAUAGAAAAUUAAUUAAUUAGUGCGCAUCUAAGUAUGAUAUUGUGUAAAUUUGUAGAUAAUUAGAUAUGGAUGAUGCGGGUGAUGCGGGUGGGAAUGAGUUGUAUAGAUUCAAUGGUAGGGUUGUUGAUGCAUCAGCAAGAAGGAAGAAUAAGGAGAAUAAGCGCUCUCGAGAUAUUGGACAUCAGUCACAGACAAAUUUAGGGGAGGAUGAGUUAGAGGCUCCUACUGUAGUUGCUCGUUCGGCAUCACGGGCGUCUGGUUCCCAUGGGAGGAACCAGGGUGCUGCAUCGAGAGUGGUCUCGGCUGAUUUUGAUGAGGACGAUAAUGAUGAGGAUAUCGUGGUCCCUCCACCUACGCGUGGACAUGGACGAGGGCCGUCUUGUACGGCAACAUCACGUCCUGCUAUGUAUAGGGACCGAGCUGGGCGAUUCGUACCACCUGCUCGUCAGGAGACAGAGAGCUUGGGGACUGGACGGAGUAGGGGAGGACGUUCGAGUGGUCCUCCACCGUGGGAGCUUGUUGGUGAGUGUCCUGGUGGACCUACGGAUCCUAGCCUCAUUAGGAGCUUUCGUGGCCACGUUGCCUAUGCGCUUUGGACGGGGGCUGGAGAUCGAGGCGUCAUCAGUUGCUACAGCCGUACAUCGGCGGUUUCUUAUCUGAGUAGCUACGUGUUUAGUCAUGUUGAGGCGGAGGAUCUGGUGGCGCAGUCAGGUCUCCAGCACCUGAUCUACUCUAUGUUCCGCAAGAUAGCGAUUGACGAGGCUUUGAUCUCAGCUUUUGUGGAGAGGUGGCAGCCAAACACGAACACCUUCCACUUGCCUUUUGGAGAGAUGACGAUCCUCCUCCACGAUGUUCAGUACUUACUGCAGAUUCCUGUUGAGGGACGACUGAUGAGUAGGAGUUCUGCGCAGCUUGACCAUCCGGAGGCGGGUUUGUGUGCGCUUCUUGGGAUGAACUCGGAGCAGUUGAGUGGCCGUUCGGAGGUCCUUGGAUAUAAUAAUAGGGGUAAGUGGUACGAGAAGGGUGGUUUUCUUGCAGAGAUGGCGUCCAGAUACUUGCAGAGCCAUAGGACACAUGUGACAGAGGCGCAGUCGUACUUGUUGUUGCUGUUGGGGUCCACUUUGUUUGUGGACAAGAGUAGAGAUAGGGUUCGGUCGGUGGUGAACCUAUUUUUGGACGAGUUGGAGGAGUUAGAUCAGUAUAGUUGGGCGUCAGGUACACUUGCUUGGUUGUACAGAUACCUUGGUCAGGCGUCUCGUGCUGGUGCCAGGGGGAUGGCUGGUUGUCUCACACUUCUGCAGUGCUGGAUCUACGAGUAUUUUCCGGGUUUCAGGCCAUCUCACUUCGAGCCUGCCGCUGUUGGACCUGAUGAUGCUUGGGCUUCACGAUGGGUUGGGCAGCCGACACCUGGUUCUGUGGCUGAUUCCACUGGGAGGUUGGCGUUCUACCGUCGAGCUCUUGACAGCUUGACCCCUUCUGAUGUGUUUUGGACACCUUUCCAUCAAAGGCCUCAUCAGGCAGUGCGUCGCUCUUUGUACACUGGAGUCAUCCGGUUCGCUGACAUAGGCGAGUUCUAUGAUCAAGCCCGUUGCCUCCGAUAGUUUGGAUACCGACAGAUGGUACCGCCUGCCCCUUCGCGUCCUUAGUGAGCAGACCGACCAGAGGCACCUGGUGGAUAUGUCAUUCGGAUUCCUGAGAGUUUUGAUGCUGCAUGGGAUGCUCUGCUAUCCCACAUGGUUCAUAUAGACAUGUACUCUCAGCCGUGGACGACGUAUCCAUAUGAGACUACGAGAGACUAUCUUGACUGGUUCGUGGCGCACUCUCAUUGUAGAGUCCUACGGGAUGAUGGAGAUGCAGAUCGACUAGUUGACUCCGCGGCGGUAAGAUUUGACCACUAAAUCGUUACUCUAUUAUAAAUAUACUUAGUAUGAAACU
Linum trigynum is the source of this 2642-nucleotide messenger RNA. The record is from the annotation of a GenBank genome assembly. Lineage: Eukaryota; Viridiplantae; Streptophyta; Magnoliopsida; Malpighiales; Linaceae.